GCCAGCGCGUCUUCUCACUUCAGAUUGGAAGCGGCGGACAGCACACCACGUGACCGGCCCAGCCGUCAGCCAGCCAUGUGCAGUGCUGUGUGAGGCGGCCGCUCUGUCACAUGACUUGUGUCAGCUGACCCAGCAUGGCUGAGCCCAGACUUCCCUGAUCUCAGCUGACCCUGUGUGCUGAGGAGAAGGAACACUGAGGGGGACAGCAUGGAGCAUCAAAAUACUAAAAUGUGACCUAACACAAAUUAUCCUUUGCCAAAUAUGGAGUGGUUAAUAGACUCUGUUGAGAAGGACCUUGGCAUUGAUCAGAAGCAACUUGCUAUAUCUGAAGCUGGAAGUCAUGUAAUCGCUCUUGUAUCUCAAAAAUGGCUUUUCAACCUGAAAGAACGCAAAACCCUUCCACUGCAAUGCCCUAAGCUCGAAGGAUUUAGCAGUGUAGAAAUUAAGACAUUUUUGCAGCGUUCAGUCCAGAAAUUACCUGCUGGCUGGACAAGGGUAGAGAUUCAUGGACUGAGAAAAAGUAGGCUGGCCUACUCGUUGGCUCUAAACAAUGGCUUCCUACAAGGGCAGAAUGGGGACUGUGCAUCAUUGUUUAGUUUUAUGAACAAUGUGGCCCAACAAAACUAUAAGAACAUGUGGUACAAAGCCCAAAGGAGUUAUGUGCAGCCCUAUGAAAAUUUAACUAAAGUGCCAAGCAUGCAGGCCUUGGAUGCUCUAAAGUUGUCUCUCCAGAAAAUCUAUGGUUGCCCUUUCAUUGUCACAAAUAAAGCAUCUGCCAGUCUAUCUCCUUCCAAAGAAAGUGCCAGUUUUGUUGUCGGGGCUCCUUCUUGCCCCAAUAUUUUCCCAGCUGAAGCUUUGAUGGAAUCAUCUGACAUGUUGUAUAUUAUCUUGCCAUAUAUGCAGUAUUCAUUAUAUGAUGCUAUCACAUUUAGCCCUGCUAAGCUCGCAAACAGUCAUGCCAAAGUACUUUUUAUUUUGUAUAAUAUUCUCCAGGCCAUGAAGGCAUGUCACUUAGCAGGCUUAUCAAGUGGAUCCAUUUCAUUAUGCAACGUGGCUGUUGAUGAAAAACUUUGCAGUCAGCUAAGGCCUAAUUUUAUUGAUUAUGAAAGGCAAAUAAUUAGCUCAUUGGGUAGUAGGGAAGAUUCAUCCGAUAUCAUAGAUCAAGUCAAAUCAAGUGCACUAUGUGUGUCAUGCAAUGGUGAGCUGAAAGACAUGGUUAUUGACUGGAUUCAUGGAAGGGUUAGCAAUUUUGACUACCUUAUGUAUCUGAAUAAACUUGCUGGCAGAAGGCAGGGAGAUCCAAAUUACCAUCCAGUUUUACCUUGGGUUGUUGAUUUCACAACCAAAAACGGCAAAUUUAGAGACCUGAAAAAAUCCAAGUUCCGUUUAAACAAAGGGGAUAAGCAACUAGAAUUCACAUAUGAGAUGACAAAACAGGCAUUUGUAGCAGGUGGUGGCAGUUCUGAUCAGUUGCAUGUUCCUCACCAUAUCUCUGAUGUCCUCUCAGAUAUUACAUACUAUGUAUAUAAGGCUAGAAGAACCCCAAAAGCUGUUCUUUGUAAUCAUGUGCGUUCUCAGUGGGAACCAAAUGAAUAUCCAGCAAGCAUGGAGCGUAUGCAGGCAUGGACUCCAGAUGAGUGCAUUCCAGAAUUUUUCUCAGAACCUACUAUAUUCAAAUCCAUUCAUGCAGAUAUGCCAGAUCUUGACAUUCCAUCUUGGUGCAGUUCAUAUGAAGAUUUUAUAAAUGUACACCGAGCACUUUUAGAAAGCAGAGAUGUGUCUCAAGAUCUUCAUCACUGGAUAGACCUUACUUUUGGGUACAAGCUGACUGGGAAGAAUGCAGUGAAAGAAAAAAAUGUCUGUCUUCACCUGGUGGAUAAUCACACUAACUUGACAUGUUAUGGCGUUGUACAGUUAUUUGAUCAGCCCCACCCCAAACGUCUUCUUGGGCCUAGUUAUUCUCUUUUUGAAGCUCCUGCUGUAGUUACAUCUAGACAUAGCAUUGUUGAGAUGACUGCAUCUAAUAACAAACAUACUGUCAAUGGUCUUGUGCUAGAAGCCACUGCUUGUGAGAGUCAUUGGACCAGCGAUAAAGAGGGCACAGCAGAUGAUGAUCUAGAGCAAGGAACUGAGGCUCUUGAUGCGCUAGGAAGUUCAGGAAAGGGUGUUGAUCAGGCCACUAUACCCUCCCACCAAAUUACUAGUUCCAGUAACUUCUCAGGUGAAAGCAGAUCUCCUCCUAUUAGGUCAAACAGGCCAUUCAAGAUUGCCUCAGAAGAAAACUGUGGAAAGAUCUCAUUGCCUGAAGGUUUUAAUCCUAUACAAGCUUUGGAAGAACUGGAAAAACUUGACAACUUUUUAGUUCGAGGUUUGCAUAGCACCAUACUUCCAGUGAAAGAAUCUAACAACAAGCAUCCAGUGAGCCUUUUAGAUCUUUUUCAGAGAGAUAUACAAGCUUUGGGUGUUAUGAUGGCAGAAAUAGUUUUUGCCCCAAGAAUUUACACUUUGGCCCCUAAAUCCCCACUUCUGGAACGAUAUAUUUUAGUUCGCAAUCUCGGAAAACAUCACAUGAAAGAGAUUCCUACUCCUCUUCUACAGAUGCUCGAGUCUUUUUUACAGCUACAUGCUCCAGAUGAAGAGCUUUUUAGCGAUGUGGACAUUGAGACACGGAUCAAACUGUUUGAGUUUCCUCACAUUUCUAACGGUCUUCCUCCACCAUCUCCCUCCCAGCUCCUGAGUCCAUUUUGCUCAACUAUACCUUUCCCCAAGUACUUCCCUAACUUGCAUAAAUUCAUCUUGACCUAUCAGUCCAGAAGAACAGAAGAUGACAGUCAAGGUCGCGAGCUUGUGUUCCAGUUGUGGCAGCAGAUAGAUGGAAUUCUUUGUGAUAUUACCCCUGAAGGAUUAGAAAUAAUUCUUCCAUUUGUCUUGUCAUUAAUGACUGAAGAAAGUACAGCUGUUUACGCAGCAUGGUAUCUUUUUGAGCCUGUGGCCAAAGCUUUGGGUCCAAAAAACACAAACAAGUAUUUGUUGAAGCCACUCAUUGGUGCAUAUGAGAACCCUUCUUUUAUUCAUGGAAGAUUUUAUCUGUACACAGAUUGCUUUGUAGCCCAGUUGAUAGUUCGUCUGGGCUUGCAGGCAUUUCUUUCCAGUUUACUUAAUCAUGUGCUUCAAAUACUUGUUGGAGUAGAGGGUUCAGGUGAUGAAGGAAAAUUGUUGUCUGGAACAGCUGAAGAUGAGGAAAGUGGUGGGGAGAGCCCAGUUGCUGGUGAAUUUGGGGAAGGUCGACAAAAUAGUGUAGACCAUAGUGGCUCUUCCCAUGAACUCUUGGACUAUACUUCUGGGGUUAGCUUUCACGAUCAAGUUUACCUAGGAGAAAACGAGGACUUUCAAGGUGGACUAUAUGUGAAUGAUUCCCUUCAUACGCAAGAACCAGAGUCUCUCAGCCUUGGAAGGUUAAGUGACAAAAGCAGUGCAAGUGAAGUCUCCCUAGGAGAUGAGAAAGUGGCAGAUAGUGAUUCCCUUAGAGAAAAAGGUAGCAUGAAGUCUGGAGAUAGUAGUCAAGACCUAAAACAAAGUGAGGAGUCUGAAGAAGAGGAAGAGCGGGAUUCUUCUCCUGGCCUUUCAGAAAUAACCCUCUCGGUCAACACAGAAGCUUCAGCUGAUGCAGUUGUAGCCAGUGAUAACCAAGAACUGGAAGAUGACGAACCUGAUUUAAAUAAUCAGACAGAAGAAAAAGAACAGAAGAUUUUAAUAGAUACAGCUUGUAAGAUGGUAAGGUGGCUUUCAGCCAAGCUAGGUCCAACUGUGACCUCCCGCUGCAUUGGCAGGAAUCUUCUACGAUUACUCACGUCCUGUUAUGUUGGUCACCAGAGACAUCAGUUUCUAUCUAACAUGGAGGAGAAUAGCCAACUAAACAUCAAGAGACCGGUGUAUGGUGACCAGGUGUCUAGGCCUGUGCUAGAGUGCCUGAUGCAUAUGGCUCAUCUUUAUGGGGAACCUUUUCUUACCUAUCAGUAUCUGCCUUACAUUAGCUACCUGGUGGCUCCCAGCAGUGGGUGCAGACUGAACAGCCGCAAGGAAGCUGGUCUCCUAGCUGCUGUCACCUUGACUCAAAAGAUCAUCAUCUACCUUUCAGACACUACUUUGAUGGACAUUUUACCAAAAAUUAACCAGGAUGUCCUACUGCCAGUUCUAAGCUUCUUGACCUCUACCACUGUUGGGUUCCCAAACGGCCCUCAGGCACGUCUUGCUUUGUGUGUCAAGUGCAGCAACCUGAUUUCCCUCAUCUGUCUGCGAAUAGGGAGAGAAAUGGUCCAGCAGCAUCUUGGUGACGCUUUAAGAAUCUUCUUUAGCAACUUCACUGUAAUGCAGGAAAUCCAUCAGCAGGGCCUGUCUGCAGAGACACAGAAUGGUUCGGAGCCAUGCGUAAAGAGUGUCUACUGCUCAGAUGGAGGAAAGUUACCUGUGGAUCUGGCUAUAAUUGAAGAACUGGAAAAAGUAUACAAUGCUGAGAUGGCAUAUGCCACAUUCAUACCAUUUUCCUGUCUCAUAGGUGAUGUUAUUAACCAAUUGGUUCCAAACCACGAUUUAAUAUGGAAACUUACAAUGGUUUAUCAAGAAACAGUUAUUCCAAAGGAGAUUGACAACCAAUCACUGCCCUGUGAGUACAGUGGUAGAACAAGUGUCCCUCGUCGCAGCUUGGAGGAAGACACCCAGUCGGGCACCUUUGGGAGUGUCCUGGUUGGAAACCGUAUUCAGGUCCCAAAAGACAGUCAGGCAUCUCCACCAAAGUCCACUUGCCGCAGCCCUGUAGCAGAGACCUUCCAGUGUGAUGAUAACACUUUUAAACAGGAUCUUCAAAGGAGUGCCCAUGGACUAUGUGGAAACUGGCUGGCAUACUGGCAGUAUGAGAUUGGCGUGAGCCAGCAGGAACCUCAUUUUUACUUUCACCAGAUCAAGCUCCAGAGUUUCAUAGGCCAUUCUGGAGCCAUAAAAUCUGUUAAACCACUUAGCGGAGAAGAUUUCUUUCUAAGUGGCAGUAAAGACAAAACAGUUCGGUUGUGGCCUUUGUACAACUAUGGAGAUGGCACCAAGGAGAUUGAACCACGUCUUACUUACACUGAGCACAAGAAGACUGUGUUCUAUGUAGGCCAGCUGGAAUCUGUACAACAGAUAGUGAGCUGUGAUGGAGGCGUAUGCAUAUGGGACCAAUGUACAGGUAAAACCAUUCGGACUUAUGAGGCUGGAGAUACUAAGGUACCCAUAACAGCUGUGGCGACAAUGCCUCCACCUUACUCCGGUGUGACAUUUGCAAGCUCUGACUCAAUGCUUCGUUUUAUUGAUCCUCGGAAGCCAGGACUUCAGCAUGAAUUUAAGCUAGCCAACCAUAUGAAUGCAGGCCUCAUCCGUUACCUAGCAGUUAGCCCAAAUGGCCGCAGCGUUAUUGCAGGUUAUUCAUCUGGAUUCAUUAUAUUGCUGGACACCAGAACCGGUCUGGUUCUACGAGGGUGGCCUGCCCACGAGGGUGAUAUCCUUCAGAUGAAGGCAGCAGAGGGAAACAUUGUGGUGAGUUCCUCCUCUGACCAUUCUCUGACUGUCUGGAAGGAAUUGGAGCAGAAACCCUUACAUCAGUUCAAAUCAAACUCUGACCCUAUUCAUGCUCUUGAUCUCUACGGCAGUGAAAUUAUAACCGGCACUGUGGCAAAUAAGAUUGGCAUUUACUCUCUCCUGGACUCUUCUUCACAACCGAACAGCACAACUAAACUAAGCUCCGAAAAUUUCAAGGGGACCUUGACCAAUCUAGCUGUCCUGCCGACAAAGAGACUUCUACUUCUGGGCUCCGAUAAUGGCAUCAUUCGUCUUCUUGCCUGAUGGAAAUUUGUUUCAUUUGGGCAAACCAUGGCACCUUCAUCUUGACCAUGGUGUUACAAACUGACUCUGAAAAGCCAUAAAACUAUUACCAAUAUGUGUUAACAUUUUCCAUAGCUAGAUCAGUCGGCAGUGUUUUUUUAUUUUCUGUGGCAGCAGAAUGUAAUUCUGGAUGGUGUUUGUAUACAGGAAGUAUUAAACACUCAUGUUUUGGUGCUGCAAGCUUUUUAAACACCUGGUUUAUGUGGCAAGUCCCAUCUGAACCUGAAUUUUUUGUUCCAGGUAGUCUUCAUUUAAAAAAAAAUUAAAUAAAUCGCGUACUUGUUUUGAGAGCCUAGCACAGAAGGCUAGAAUGCCACACCAGUAAUGGAGAAUGACAUCUCCUAGUGUAAAAUAAUUAACUUGGGAGUUUAGCUGUAGAGGUGAUGGUUCAACCUUCCUAAACUUAAAGCCCAACUCCAGAUUGGUAGGAAAAAUAAUACCCCAACCUUACCUGGCAAAAAAUAAAUAAAGGAAAAAAGCUCUUGCUUUUCUCUAGUCCUUUUCCAGGCUGAAUGAACCCACUUUCUGUCAGCCAUGGGCAUCGAGGAUCUGCCCUUUUUAGGGGGUAAAUCACAAAGCCAACUUGGGCUCACAGAAGAAUGCUGUAGGGAAUGGCACCACAUCAUUACAUUGCACCACUCUGCAGUACUCAGAACCCUUUCAGUGCUCAAGGAAGAUGACCCUUUGCAUCACACAAUUGGACCAAAGACACCGGGAAAAAAAAAAGUAUGUAUGAUUUGGGGGUCAGAGGGGUUGAGGCUUAAAAUAUGUUUUGGACACCCACACGCUAAAUUCCAGCUCUUUAUAUGAAAUGACUGGAAAUCCUGCCUUCUUGUAACUCUUAUGCCAUAUGUGCAACCCAUAUUAUAGUAAACUAAUAACAAUUGCACUUAAUUGCAGUAAAGCAGUGUAGUAUUAGUGGAGAAGUGGAGAAACACACUCGUCUCCAUGCUACAUUUUCUUAGUUUGCACUUUAAAAUGGUUUCCUCCUUGCUAAUGAAUUAUAAAUUUAUCAUUUCUAUGUAAAUUGUGCAUGUUUUGGCCCUGGACCGAGGAGACUUUAUGGUGCCAUUCCUGUUAAUAUUUAGGAAUUGCUUAUGCAAUACAAUCAUGCUAAAAUAUAGUUUCUUACAUAGACCUGAAUGAUAAAUUGUUUUCAAUUGAUUGGUAUUUGGAAGUGAGAAAUUGUAUAUACUUAUAUUCUUAGGACCAUAUAUUAAAAAUGUAAUUUUUCUUUUAGAAAUGUCAGCCUGGGUAUCUCAGGAACCAUAUGUAUAUUUAUAUUAUCAGGCUGCGAUCAUUCUCUUUUCUUGACUUGAUGUUGGUUAGUGUUGCUGCCAUGAUUUCCGUAGCACGGUUACAUGAUACUUUGGGCUUUGCUACACAAGUUCAUGGGAACCUAAAGAUUGUGCCACUGCUCAUGUUACUUAGCUUGCACAACCAUUAAACUAACAGCUAAUGAAUUUAUAAAUGUUUUUGGAAACUUUUAUACUGGGAUUUACAAAACCUUGUCCAUUUCAUUCCAAUAAUAAUCACCUCCUGUCCUGGUGAAAGAUCAUGCAUUAUAUUGUAAUACAGACAACAGUAAACAUAUUCUUCCUAAGUA
Rana temporaria (common frog) is the source of this 7519-nucleotide messenger RNA. It is a transcript of the gene WDR81, whose product is annotated as WD repeat domain 81. NCBI's taxonomy places the organism in Eukaryota, Metazoa, Chordata, Amphibia, Anura, Ranidae. Gene Ontology annotation, molecular function: phosphatidylinositol 3-kinase regulator activity; protein binding. Gene Ontology annotation, cellular component: mitochondrion. The transcript has 11 exons. The record is from RefSeq and is a predicted model, not a curated record. Gene Ontology annotation, biological process: aggrephagy. Bases 262 to 5874 code for a protein of 1870 amino acids.